This is a messenger RNA of Nannospalax galili (Upper Galilee mountains blind mole rat), 4954 nucleotides long. It is a transcript of the gene Cenpi, whose product is annotated as centromere protein I. Gene Ontology annotation, cellular component: kinetochore. The coding region runs from base 150 to 2375 and encodes 741 amino acids. The transcript has 21 exons. NCBI's taxonomy places the organism in Eukaryota, Metazoa, Chordata, Mammalia, Rodentia, Spalacidae. The record is from RefSeq and is a predicted model, not a curated record.
GUGAGGUGCUUUUAAAAAACGGUGCAAACUGGGGGGCUCUGAGAUCGCCGGGAAUAUUCUGAGACGUGAGGGCGAGACUAUCCUGCAAAGGGUAGCGGGAUAGGGUCUUCUUCCCUGGCCUCAGGAAUCUGCCCAGUGGAAUAUAUACAAUGAUGUCAACUCAAAGGGCAACUAAAAACUCUCAGGUAAGAACUAGAAUUUCACAGGGUAGUAAUAGUUUUCAGACCAGCCUCUCAUCCUGGGAAGUAAAACAGAAAUCAAGUGGCUCGAAACUAAACAGUUCAAUGGAAGAUUCUAAACAUCCUGAUGAUCAACCAGAAGAUGAUCUGCAAAGAGCCGUGAAAUACUUUGAGAAAGGUCCCAUGAAAACAUUACGGAGUAAAGACAAAAUCUUAGAAAAACACUUGAAAACUGUGGAAAAUGUGGCUUGGAAGAAUGGGUUAACUCCAGAAGCAAUUGAUAUUCUAUUAAAUGUGGCACUCAGUGGCAAGUUUGGGAAUGCUGUAAACAUGCGGAUGUUGAAGUACAUGAUUCCAGCAACUCUGAUAUCAGAAGAUUCUGUGGUUAAGGCAGUAUCCUGGCUCUGUGUGGGCAAGUGUUCUGGUAAUACCAAGGUACUUUUUUAUCGUUGGUUGGUUGCAAUGUUUGACUUCAUUGAUCAUAAGAAGCAAAUUGGUUUGCUCUAUGGCUUCUUUUUUGCUUCGUUGCAAGAUGAUGCACUGUGCCCUUAUGUAUGCCACUUGUUAUAUUUACUGACAAAAAAAGAGAAUGUCAAACCAUUUCGUGUGAGAAAAUUACUUGAUCUUCAGACCAAAAUCGGAAUGCAGCCUCAUCUCCAGGCUUUGUUGUCACUAUAUAAGUUCUUUGCUCCUACUUUGAUUUCUGUAUCUUUGCCUGCAAGAAGGAAGAUCUACUUUAAGAAAUCAGAAAAUCCGUGGGCUUCAGCUCUCCAUGCUGUGAGGCUAAGAAACCAGGGACCUUUUCCAGAACCUCUAAAGCUGGCAUUAGGUCCAGUUAAUGUCCGUUUUCUAAGAAGAAAAUGCAAUUCUCAUUCAAUUAUACCAGUGGUAAAUUCUGGUAGCUAUGCUAAAGAAGGUGGGGAAAAGAAAAUGAAUCUUUCUGAUUGUCUUGGUGGCAGUAGCUCACUUCCACUAGAACAACUUCAAAGUUUUCCUCAACUUUUACAGAACAUCCAUUGCUUAGAGCUGCCUUCUCAGAUGGGUUCAGUGCUAAACAACUCUAUACUACUUCACUAUGUUAAUUGUGUCAGAGAUGAGUCAAUCUUACUGAGGUUCUAUUACUGGUUGAGUCAAACAUUACAAGAAGAAUAUAUUUGGUAUAAAAUGAAAAACUGUGAAGAAGGAAAAGAAUUUAUAAACUUUCUGGACACUGUCAUCAGGGCGGAAUGCUUCUUACAAGAGGGGUUUUAUUCCUGUGAAGCAUUCCUGUAUAAGAGCCUGCCUCUCUGGGAUGGCUUCUCUUGUCGAUCACAGUUCCUUCAGCUUGUAGCCUGGAUUCCUUUUAGUAGCUUCUCGGAGGUAAAGCCACUUCUUUUUGAUCAUCUAGCACCCCUCUUCUUUACAUCAACUAUUUAUUUCAAGUGUAGUGUUCUUCAGAGUCUGAAAGAAAUGCUGCAGAACUGGCUGUUACAGCUUUCUGUGGACACCUACAUGCAACCUAUGACAAGCAGUCCUCUAGAGACGACUUUGGGUGGAUCUAUGAACUCCGUGUCUAACCUGAUUGACUACGUAGGGUGGAUGUCCACUAUUGCAAUGCGCUUGGAGAGCAAUAGUACUUUCUUGCUGCACUUUAUUUUGGAUUUCUAUGAGAAGGUGUGUGACAUAUAUGUAAAUUACAACCUUCCGUUAGUGGUGCUGCUUCCUCCUGUGAUCUUCCAUUCUGCACUCCUAAGCCUGGAUGCCAGUAUAUUGAACCAACUUUGUUACAUUAUGCACAGGUAUCACAAUAAUUUGGCAGCUGCAAAGAAAAAGGAGUUAUUACAAAAGGCAAAAUCAGAAUUUAAUUUCAGCAGCAAGACCUGUAAAGAAUUUAAUCACUAUUUGACAGUUAUGGUUGGCUGCCUAUGGACGUCCAAACCAUUUGAAAAAGGAGACUACUUUGAUCCCCAAGUCCUAGAAAAAACUGGAAUGGCUGAGUAUAAGCACAGUUUGAAUUUAGUCCAUCAUCCUUCACUAUUGAGUUACGCGGCUUCCUUUCUGUUACAGGAAAGCCCAGAAGAAAGGACAAUAAGCAUGAGCUCUAUUCGGGGGAAGAAAUGGAACUGCUAUUUGGACUAUUUAUUUUCAGAGGGUUUUCAAGGCUUGAAACUUUUCAGAACAAGUAGUAUCCGUUGUUCUUCUGUCUCCCAGUCAUAGACCACAACGGUGAACACUGGAAGAAUGUUGACAUAAACAAACUGGGCAUGCUGGGCUAAAUUCCUAAUUGCUGGAGAGGUCAAAUAGCUCAACUUGAGUUUCAAUAUCAUUUCACAUACAGACUGCCAUCUUCAAGGAGUACUCAGACUGGCCUUCUGUCCAUGGCUCAGGAGAGCCUUGGUGUGCUUAACUUAUUUUGCAGAAUAGAGAUCUUUAGCCUACGGUUGAAAAAUGACCUCUUCAUCGCUAAACUCUGCCUUCACUGAAUUAUAUGUGAAGAAACACAUCUACUUUGUAGUGGGAUUUCUUUUUACAUUUUUGUGUACUAUAUUAGUAGAAGAGAACAAGUCAUAUACAGCAAUACCUACUCCACAGGCGUAUUCAUGCAAGAUACUCUGCUACUUCUGAAAUCUCUUGGGAUAGUGCCAGUUUUUCUUACAUUAACACUACCAGCAGCACCAAGUUAUUAAGAUGCAGCACGAAUGACUGAAGAGCUUGAGAAGCUCAUGAUGUUCUUGGUCUUCACUGAUAGCAAUUUUAUGAGGGAAGGAAGGGGGAAAGGAUGAAGACAUUUCUCUUUUUAUUGGUUUUAUUUCUUGAAACCAUUUUAUAUUGUUUGAGUGUAUAUGUAUAUGUAUGUGUGUAUGUAUGUAUGUAUGUAUUCAGGUUUUUGUGACCAGGCCUAAGUAAAUUAAUUGCCACUUUGCUUUCAGAAGUAAUUCUGAAGCUUUUUAAAAAUCCUUAGCAGAUAGGAUAUUUUGCUGGCAAUUCAUUAUGAAACUGUGUUUCACUACUACUGAAUAUGUUCCUUUUAAUAAAUUCACAUUGCUUUAGUGGAAUGAAGCUCAACUUGUCUUUUAAGGUAAAGUAGUUCUUUUUCUAUUGAAACAAAACCUGUAUUAUUGAUAGUGUUCAGACAAUCUCACUCAUCUAUUCUUUGAUUCAGUAAUAUUUAUCCACUUCUUUACUGUGUGACAGGUCCUUCUCUACACUGGUUAUACAGUUAUGACUGAUGCAAAGUAUGCUUUUAUGAGCUUUACAUUGCAGUGCAGUUGACAGACAUUAAUAGUACAGAUAUAUCAGGCACUAUGAAUAAAAAGCAAAAAUUUGGAACAGAAUGUGGAGAGGGUUGCUGCUGUAGAUAAAGUGGUUAGGGAAAGCCUGUUUGAGGAGUUGACAUAGGCAGAGACCCUAAUGAAGUAAGCAUAGGAACAAUGUGACCAUUUGGGAACCGAGCAUUCUGAGCACAGGUAAAGGCAGGUAAAAAGGAUGGGAAAUUAAUUUGUAUAGCAUGUUUGUGAAGUGGCCCAGGAGCCAGUAAAUCUACAAUAUAGUGAUUAAGAGAGAAGAAUGGAAAGAAAGUAAAUAGGAAGAAGGGCGGAGAAUGGUUCACUACAUAUCCUUGUAGCUUGACAUAUAUGUGUCAGUGGAAGUCAUUUGGAGAGAUUGAGAAGAUGAAUGACAUCAUUUGACCUGACUUUGUGAAAUACAGAGCUUUGGUGUGAAGGUUAGACUGAAGAGGAUGGAGGGGAAAAGCAGAGGCUAGCCAGGUUACUAGAGUGUUCUAAGCAUCAGUAUUAAACAAAUGUGGGUAUAGGGAGGUGGUUAGAGGCUGGAUACAGGUUCUAUUUUGAAGGUAAAGAAUUUAAAACCUACUGGUAGCAUGGGUUUGAGGAAGAGGAAAGAAAGGAGUAAAAGAUGACUCCUAGAUUUUUGACCUGAACAACUGGGUGAAUUCUGAGAUACACAGAUGAGGAGAUGCUAGAAGAGGAGACACGAAGAAGCAUGAAAUCAGUUUUUAUUUUGUCUGUGUUAGGUUGGAGAUGCUGAAUAGACAAACUUCACGGUGUAAUUUAGAACUAGAAAAAUUAAUUUGGAAGUCAUCAGGGAAUAAUCAUAGCGUUGGAUGAGAUCAUAUAGUGUAAAUUAAUUGGAGAGUCAUCCGGGAAUAGCUAUGCCAUUAAGUGAAAUCAUGGGGUAUAGUUAAAAUAGUGAAGGUGGCAAAGAUCAAGCUCUAGCACAUGAGAACAUUAAGAAGUAAGGGAGAAGAGGAGGAACCAGUAAAAGUUGGAGAAAGACUUGCUGGUGAACUACAAGAACAAUCAGGAGUCUGAGAUGCUGGAAGCCAGGUGAAGAUAGUAUUUCAAAAAGGAGGGAGUAUUUCCACAUGUUAACAACAUGCAGAAGUUUAAGAAGCUGACCUCAGAAGUAAAGAGAAUAGUGGUUACCAAAAGCUGGGAAGAAUGGGAGCAGGGUGGGAGAGAGGGAGUGGGUUGGGAGAAAUAGCUACCAGUUACACAGGUGCAGUGGGAUAGGAGGAAAAGCAUCUAGCAUUCUGUAGCUUCAUAUGGUUACUAUGAUUGUCAACAUUUAAUUGCAUAUUUCAAAAUUGCUAAUAGAGAAGAUUUAAAUGUUCCCCAACACAAAGAAAUGAUAAAUGUUGAGAAUUGAUAUAUAUGCCAUUUACUGUGCUCUGAUCAUUGAACAUUGUACAUAUGUUAAAAUACCAUCUUGAACCCCAUAAAUAUGUACACUUAUGUGUCAACUAAUGUUUUUAAGAGAAACAAUAAAAUCUGAAA